Molecule: messenger RNA, 1200 nt
Organism: Heterobilharzia americana
Lineage: Eukaryota; Metazoa; Platyhelminthes; Trematoda; Strigeidida; Schistosomatidae
Source: the annotation of a GenBank genome assembly
GAAGCUAACUAGUUCAGACGAAUUUUCUGCCUUAUAAUGUACUUUAUUAAUUGCAAUAUUUUGUCUAUUUCGCAAUAACAGACCGCUACCAGACUUUGAUGUUAAUUUAAACUUUAAAUGGCACAUUCUAACCCGAAAAGCCCAAUAUUUCCACGAGCCGUAGGGUCCAGCGAAAAAAACAUCCACUCAAGAUCGAAUUCUCCCACAAAUGCUAUAAGGAGUAAAGCUCUUAGUCCAGUUGUUCCAGAUGUUCAGAGCGUCAGUAGCUCUCAAAGUUUGAAAUCUUAUCCUAGGAAAGGAACAACACUAGGAAAUGCAAAUCUUACCAUGGAGGAACUUAGUCAUUUAGAAGAGGUUCUGGCGCGUUUUGAUAAGUUUCGACAAGUCGAAGAUACCCGUGUCAAACAUUUGAGACAAGAAUUGAUUGACAGACAAAAACUUCGCAUUAAGAAAUCUGAAUCUACUGGUGAAGGUCGGUGUAAUAAUUGCAAUGUUCUAUUUGUGCCUCUUUUGCAACCCGUUAUUCGAUGUGCCAAUUGCCAUGGACAUUUCUGCCGUAUGUGUACAGAAAAACUUCAUAAAACUAAUAUUAUAAUGUGCAAAUUUUGUCGAUUUGAAACCUUACACAAAUGUAAACUAGGCGUUUGGUUUACAGAGCAACUGAAACAUGCUCGAGCCUCUGGACGUGUAAGAGGUGUAAGUGGUCCAGAAGCCUUACGUUCUUCCAUGCUGCGCAUACAACGUCAAACAAAAACAAACAGUUCAUAUCGAGGCCAAGAAAUGGACAUACAAGUGAUGAACAAACAAUCAAAAUCCCUCCAUAAUUCACAAUCUCUGGUGGAUAGUGGUUAUGUUCCACAAAGGACACACUCAUGGAUUGAUGAUGAAGUUGGUCGCGCAGAUGACAACCAUCAUCACCUUCGAACUUUAUCACUAUCUCAGUCAUCCUCACCGCAGUUGCGUAAAACAAAUCUGCUUGGAGACGCAUCAGCUCCGCUUCAUAGCCAAAACACUGGACUCAGUUCAUCAGAAUGCUAUAGCCCAUCAAUUGGCAGUGAAACUGCAUCAGUAACUGAAAAGAAGAUAACUUCCUCUUUCACUGAUUUGAGACCCAGAAAAAUUCCAUCGAAGCAUCAGAAGCGUUUGGAUUCCGAUACAGGAAGUCGAUCAAAUCUAAGUAUAGCCAGUGGGGCUUUAUAA